CAACCAAAAAUCUAACAUUUUUUUGUUUAUCUUGGAAAUCAGCGCACACUGAUAAUUUAAGAGAAAAUUCCACCAAUCCUUGAUUUAGAAAAAAAAUUGUCUAGCCGACUUAAUUUUUCAUUCUCCAUUUUACGAAACCGUAAAAAUCACCGACUUACGUUCACGCCACAUGACGCGAUUUCCAAUGUGUAUGACAAAGGAGAACAGAUAGAACAUAGCGCCAAAUGUCAGCAUCUCUGCUGGUUUUCCUAUUAUUACACGCGGUAAAAAAUGGUGACAUCCAUGCCUUAUUUUAAGUUUAGACCCAUUUUUAUUAUAAAAAUGUGUAUUUUAUGAUAGUGUAAUUUAUUUCAGGGAUGCCUCACAGGCAAAUUUCGGGGCCAAGGCACAAGUUAGAGAUGGCUGAAUGCCAAGUAACACACUACCCCAAUCAAGAAAAAAUCUGCAAGUACCAUUAUGCCCCCUGGGGCUCCACUUGUGAAAUCCACUUUCCAAGGAGGCGAUCUCGAAGUGAAACCAAUGAUCCUUGCAGAAGGAGAGUGAAAGAAAUGAAAACUCUAACACCAAAAAAGUGUAGAACGCAAGAGUAUGAAAAUAUGGAUUAUGACUAUGAAGCCAGGGCCCAGUGGUCUGAGAAGUAUGAUUGUUGUAGAAUUAGGGCGAAUUUAUGUGAGCUUCCCACCACUUAUAUUUCAAAUAACUGUCAGUCAAACGUAACCAAGGCAUCAGCUGAUUCUGGAGAUUACAUGGAAUGUCUCAAAAGUGUCACAUAUGAUAAUACAGUAAAAUUUGUGGGUAGCGAUGAACAGUUAGAAAAUUUGGAAAAAGCUGGUAGCAUGGAACAUUAUACCAGGUUAAGCCCCAAUAAAUUCGAUUAUAGCAAGUGCCAAAAGAAGCCAGAUAUUAGGAGUCCAGGAAAAAAUAUAACAUUGCACUCUAGAAGUAUGAUCAGAGGAUUUAUGCCACUGCAAGACAAUCAUCCACCUGGUUUUAAAAGCCAAAGCAUGAAAAAUUUGGAGAUCAAUACUUCCAGCUGUAGAGAAUACUGUCCACUGGUUGAUUUCAAACUACAUAAUUUAUCAGAUCAUAGGCCAGUUUGCUACGAUACCGGCACAUACUUUGAUAAAAGGAUAGACCAUGAAAAUUUGAAAGAGAGAUACAAUGUAGAGUUGGAAUUUUUGAGAGAGAGGCUGAAAAAACUGAGAGACUCAGCUUAUGGAAUCGUUAAUGCUGAAAAACUAACAGUUGAAACAGCUCCAAAUGGAAUAAAGAAUAAUAAUGCUAAAGAGAUAAAAAUUACAGCUUUGGAGGUGGAAAUGAAAGUAAAUAAAAAGGAAAAGAUUAAAGUGAUAUCACCUCCUGUUUCUAGACAUAGUAAGAAUAGGCUAGUGGUUCGAACCAAAGGAAAAGUUAACCAUGUUAAGCUCAAAAAAAUUCCAAAACCAAAAAUACCAACCAGUGCCUCAACUAGCUCUAAGUGUGCUGAAAGUGACUUUAGUGGAUCUGAUACUGAACAUGAAGUAAACAGUGAUGAACUUGAUAACGUUAGUGAAAAAUCAUUAGAAGGAAGUAAUAGGGAAUCAUCAGAAGUUGGUUCGUCUCUUGGUCCGCAAGAGUCAGGUUCUGGCGACUCUGCCACUUGGCCGAUCCGUCCAAGUCUGUUUCCAAACAUUCCUCCAUACAUACAUUUCAAUACUCACGACUCAAAAGAAGAGUACACAAUUCCAGGAAAAAGGCAUUUCAAAUGGAAACUAACCACAAUCACACCAGUUAUAAUUCGGAAAACGAUAACAAACUCUGGAUUUGCACUGGUCAGAAAAUCAAACCAAUGGCUAGGAACCUGGGGAAAACACAUGAAAUCGCCGAUGUUCAAAACGCUAAAAGACUCGCAAAAGCUGAAUCAUUUUCCUGGUACAUUUCAAUUAGGUAGGAAAGAUAGAUUAUGGAGAAAUUUCCAGAAAAUGAUUGCUAAAUAUGGUCACAAAGAGUUUGGAUUUUUACCGCUCACAUACGUUCUACCUCAGGACUUGAGAUUGUUGAAACAAAGCUGGGAAUUUAGAAGCAGUUGUGGAGAACUGUGGAUUAUCAAGCCACCUGCCUCUGCACGUGGUGUUGGUAUCAAGGUGAUCAACAAAUGGUCGCAGCUGCCGAAAAAGACCUCAUUGGUCGUUCAAAAAUACAUAGCGAAUCCCUACCUCAUAAACGGCAGCAAGUUUGACCUUAGACUGUACGUGCUUGUCACCAGUUUUGAUCCCUUGAGGAUAUACUUGUACCCGGAAGGGUUAGCUCGUUUUGCCUGUGCCAAAUAUAGUGAUGACGCUAAAGAUUUGAAGGAUAGGUAUAUGCAUUUAACAAAUUAUAGUAUAAAUAAAUUAUCGAGUCAGUAUACAGCGAAUGAAGAUGCCAAUGCAUGUCAGGGGCACAAAUGGACUCUUUCAAAGUUUAUGGAAUACAUGCAGGGAAUAGGCGUAGAUACCAAAGCAUUAUGGAAAAAUUUCCAGUCACUAGUUGUUAAGACGAUGAUAGCGUGCGAAGCGCCUAUCGUAAAGCUUUGCGAAGAAAAUAUGAGUAACCGGUACAAUUGCUACGAAUUGUUUGGCGUUGAUGUUUUGCUAGAUGAUAACUUGAAGCCAUGGUUGCUAGAAGUGAACAUAUCCCCGAGCCUGCACAGCGCGUCGCCCCUAGAUGCUCACGUGAAAGGGCCCAUGGUACAAACGCUCUUCAACAUGGCCCAAUUUCACCUGCCUCAAAGAUUGGCUAUGCAAUGUCGCAACUGUCCACCAUGUUACGAACCGAAACUGUACUCAACUAAUUUGACCAAAAAAGAGCGGUCGAAACAUACUAAGUACGCACAAAUGGGAAAUAGGGAGGAUUAUUUGGAGGCUAUGUUGAAGGAUAUUACGGGAGAUGAUGUGAGACAGUUAACCAGGGCGGAGGAUGAAUUUGUUGUCAAGGGCAGGUUCGAGAAAAUUUUUCCAACCUCGCAGUCAUUCAAGUACCUGAAUUUCAUGGAACCUCGCUACUACAAUAGGUUGUUUGAUGCUUGGGAAACGAAGUAUGAAAAUAAUAGAAAAGAAGGUAUCGCUUUAUUACAAUCCCUGUGUGCGAAAAAAGUGCACUUAAAAGUUGCUUCACCCAAUUACUUUAGUGAGGCGAAAAAUUUCGUCCUGGCUACCAUACAGACCAUUUGUUCCCAAUGCCGCAAGUGGUCAGAAUAUGAAGCAUUCAGAGGCGAGUAUUCAACCAUCAACGGAGGGGCAGAGCUAUCCUCUGGAAGAGAUACUGCGCCAGGCCAGUAUAACUAACGAGGUACCACAUUAACAUGUUCGUUGGGUGAAGAUGUUCCACGUGAGUGAGGAUUGCUCGAACUGUUUGGUAAUUACCUCGAGCGUUAAGGACAUCUAGUUUGAGGAUGGAUAAAAGCACAGUUCUUCUGGGUGUCGAAGCAGACAGUGAUGUACAAAGAUGUGUAAUACGGACAUGUUAGCGCCAGCAUCUGACUGCCAUCAUUGAGUAUAUUUUACGUUAUAUUAUACAGGUUUAGUUAUACUAUUUUCUUAGAAAAAAAUGUAUAAAUUUAAUGUUCAUUAUAACUUCAAAUUUCAGUAAACUCGUUGGCAUUUAAUUGUAUACAUAUUUUUUGAAUAAAAUAUUUCUU
Acanthoscelides obtectus is the source of this 3658-nucleotide messenger RNA. Lineage: Eukaryota; Metazoa; Arthropoda; Insecta; Coleoptera; Chrysomelidae. The record is from the annotation of a GenBank genome assembly.